Molecule: messenger RNA, 1341 nt
Organism: Orycteropus afer afer
Lineage: Eukaryota; Metazoa; Chordata; Mammalia; Tubulidentata; Orycteropodidae
Gene: CARD8
Product: caspase recruitment domain family member 8
Biological process (GO): regulation of apoptotic process; regulation of canonical NF-kappaB signal transduction
Cellular component (GO): NLRP3 inflammasome complex
Molecular function (GO): cysteine-type endopeptidase activator activity involved in apoptotic process
Source: RefSeq, a predicted model, not a curated record
AUGGCAGAGCCCACAGGCAGCAAAGGGCAGCAGCAGUACAAGCAGCGAGAACAGAACCACGAGACAAGCUCACAUAGUUUCGUCUCCAACAUCUGUCUGUUCCCAAUAGCGUGUGUGUAAUUCAGCAUCCAGGACUCCUUCAGAUCCUGCCCUGCAUCCACCUACGCCCAGUAUGUUAAAACAGAUUCAUCAAGUUAUCAGUUUUGGGGACCUGAUGGAAAUGUGGCUAUUGACUUGAUUGAUGGAAACCUAAACACAUACAGUGUCCACUUCCCCACGGCCGGCUGGUAUCUGUGGCCAGCCACGGGCGUGGCCUUUGGUGUCAGGACGGCGGUGACUGUGAAGAUUGCAUAUGCGUCUUGGAGGAAGCACCUGGCCCAGCAGCAGGAUGAGAGCUGGUUGACGGCAGGUCCCUUGUUUGACAUCAUAGUCGACCCUGAGGGGGCCAUAUCCAAAAUGCAUCUCCCCCACUUCAUCUCCCUCCAAUUAGAUGAGGUUGACAUCUCCUGGUUCCAAGUUGCCCAUUUUACGGAUGAAGGGAUGGUCCUGGAGCAGCCAGCCCAGGUGGAGCCUUUUUAUGCUGUCCUCGAAAACCCCACUUUCACUCUGAGGGGAAUGCUACUGAGGCUCUUCAGCGGGACCCAUCUCUCAGUCCCCAUCACCUCCACCACACUGUUGUAUUAUCACCUUCAUCCUGAAGACAUUAAAUUCCACGUGUACCUUAUACCCAGUGACUCCUUACUAACCAAGGCAAUAGAUGAAGAAGAAGCUAGGUUCCAUGGUGUGCGUCUGCAAACCUCACCCCCACUGGAGCCUCUGAACUUUGGUUCCCGUUACAUCCUGUCUGGUUCUGCACACCUGGAAAUAGUUAACCAGGAGUUGAAGUUAUCCUACAGGAGUCCUGAAGAGAUCCAGCCCUUCUCGAAAGUCUAUGCUGGACAGAUGAAGGAACCCAUCCAUCUAGAAAUUACUGACAAAAGACUUGGGAAUCUGGUCUGGGAGACUUUGGUGAAACCAGUGGAUCUCCACGUUGGUGAUGCAUUGGCCUCGCCCACUUUCUCAGGCGCAGCCUUUGUGAAGGAACACUACCGGCAACUGCAGGCCCGCAUGUGGUGCCUGGGCGGGGUGCUGGAUGACCUCCAGGACAGGGAGGUCCUCAGUGAGGAUGAGAAGGAACUGGUGGAGCAAGAGCAGACACGUCAGAAGAAGAACAAGACCUUGCUGAGUCUGGUGGAGAAGAAGGGGGACCAGGCCCUGGAGUUACUCUACUGGAGCCUCAGCACGAGGGACCCUUACCUCAUGUCCUACCUCAGGCAGGCAGGUUUGUCCCUGACACGCUGA